Messenger RNA from Penicillium diatomitis, 1692 nucleotides. RefSeq names its product MFS transporter. The transcript has 3 exons. Gene Ontology annotation, molecular function: polyamine transmembrane transporter activity. Gene Ontology annotation, biological process: intracellular polyamine homeostasis; transmembrane transport. NCBI's taxonomy places the organism in Eukaryota, Fungi, Ascomycota, Eurotiomycetes, Eurotiales, Aspergillaceae. Bases 1 to 1692 code for a protein of 563 amino acids. The record is from RefSeq and is a predicted model, not a curated record.
AUGACGUCUCCAGACGAGGGCCUUGAACCCUUUCCGCCCCUUCCAAGCCCAUCGUCAAGUUUUGACGGAGCACAUCCAUAUAAAGCCAACGACAUACCCCCGGGAAUCCAUGCUGCUCGCCCCAGUUCAUGCAACAACGCGUCGGUGCCCUUUGAUGAUGAAAAAGGGUCACAAGAGCCGCCGGUGCCGCUGACACGACAGGUCACUGAGCUGGGUCCAGCAGUCAAGAUACCACGCUCGAAGCGCAGAGGCCUCCUGGCCCAAGUGACUCUUGUCGCGGAAAUCGAGAACCCCAAGACCUAUUCUCGAAAGCUCAAAUGGUUCAUCACCUUCAUCGUGGCUGUCGCAGGUGCCACGGCCCCAAUGGGCUCAUCUAUAUUCUUCCCUUCCCUAUCCCAGGUGACCAAGGAGCUGCAUACGAAGACGACCAUCACCAACUUGUCAAUUGCCUUGUAUAUGCUAAGUAUGUCGAUUUUCCCUCUCUGGUGGUCUUCCUUCAGUGAACGACUUGGACGACGAACGAUCUAUUUGGCUUCGUUUGCGCUCUUCGUGCUGUUCAACUGCCUCUGUGCCAUCUCUCAGUCGAUCGCCAUGCUCAUUGUCAUGCGCAUGUUGAGCGGUGGUGCAUCCGCUUCUGUUCAAGCAGUGGGCGCCGGAACGAUCGCUGAUCUAUGGGAGCCUCGCGAGCGCGGUCGUGCAAUGGGCAUCUUUUACUUGGGGCCACUCUGCGGACCGCUAUUUGCCCCCAUUGUGGGUGGACUUCUCGCUGAUCGUUGGGGCUGGAGGAGUACCAUGUGGUUUCUUGCCGGCUAUGGUGCCCUGACGCUGGUCUUUAUCUUGUUUGCCCUGCCCGAAACGCUCGUGGUACGGAAGCUUGUACUCCCGGAGACAACGGAAGCCGACUCGCUGCCCACGGCUCGUACGCUGAGCCGCGUGUCUUCACGACAGGUACUGGGAAUCACAACGAGUUGGCUGAAGACGCUCAAAAUGAUCUUUCUUGAUCCUUUGAAGAUUGUUCUUUAUCUGCGAUUCAUUCCAGUGCUGCUGAGCGUUUACUACGCAAGUAUUGCUUUCGGCUCGCUCUAUGUCCUGAAUGUCAGUAUUGAAGGAACAUUCGGCAAAGCACCAUACAAUUUCAGUACGAUUAUAAUCGGUCUGCUUUAUAUUCCAAAUUCCAUCGGGUAUGUGGUUGCGAGCUUGUUCGGUGGCCGAUGGAUGGACAGCAUCAUGCAGCGCGAGGCCAAAAAGGCAAACCGGUACGACGACAAGGGGAGGCUAGUAUUCCGCCCCGAAGACCGGAUGCGCGAGAAUGCUUUGCUUGGAGCCUUCCUCUACCCAGCCGCCCUCAUCUGGUAUGGGUGGACUGUCGACAAGGGCACAUACUGGCUAGUUCCGAUGAUUGCCAACUUCUUCUUUGGCAUCGGUUCCAUGCUGAUUUUUAGUAUGGUGACUACCAUGUUGACUGAGUUUAUGCCGAAGAAAUCAUCGGAAGGAGUUGCUUUGAACAACUUUGUGCGCAACAUCUUCUCUUGCGUCGGCUCACUGGUGACAGCGCCCGUGAUCAGUGGCAUCGGCAACGGGUGGCUUUUCACCAUCCUCGGGCUGGUUGGCUUUGCAAGCAGCUCGGUCAUUUUUCUGAUGCGUGCCUUUGGUCCUCGCUGGAGAGAGAUCAUGGACGCUCGAAUGAAAUGA